CGAAAUAUGCCUUCUUGUUGCAGCAGUUUCUUCUUCAUCUUCCCAAAAAUUACUUUUUGGGAGUUAUUGGGAUUUUUUCGGUAGGAACAUAAGAAAAACCCAAAAAAGUGGUUUAUAUUAAUCUGGAGGUCUUUGUUUACGCGUGAAACUGAGAAUAGUGUGAGAAACUAAGUGCUGAAAGUUGAAAAAUGUCCAUUGUUUCUUCAGUAGCCUUUGUCCCUCGCGGAUUUGCUGCAGAAUUUCCAAAAACUUACGAAUUGGAUGAAGCUGAAUACGAGAGAAUCAAUAAUAUUUCAAAGUUGAAGCUGGAAGAUGCUCGUGCUCAACUUGAGAAUCCAGAGAACGAACAGGAAAAGAGCGAAAAUUCAGCUGGUGCACAAGAUCAGACUGCCUCCUCAGGUGCAGAAGUCCAAACGGCAGAGGAAAUGGAUGAUGAGCUAAAAGAAUAUAAGUUGGACAACUACGACGAUGAAGAAGAGGAAGAAGAAGAUGAUAGUUUAGCCAUGUUUAGCAAUAUCAAAGGAGUUCAAUACCAUGAAAAUGGAGAAAAUGACCCUUAUGUGACAAUGAAUACUCAGGAAGAAGAAGAAAUGGAACGUGAAGAGAUGCAAAUAUAUCCUACAGACAACCUUUUGUUGGCUGCACGUACAGAGGACAACUUAUCUCACGUCGAGGUAUAUAUUUAUGAAUCGCAAGAAGAAAACUUGUAUGUCCACCACGAUUUCCUUCUUCCCUCUUUUCCUUUGUGUUUAGAAUGGCUCGACUACAAGGUGGGUACUUCUGAUGAUACUCCUGGAAACUACGUGGCUGUCGGAACAUUCGAUACUGAAAUUGAGAUUUGGAAUUUGGAUGUGGUGGAUGCAGUUUACCCUGCUGCUGUAUUAGGUGCAAAUGCUGCUAACUCGGGCUCCAACAAAAAGAAGAAAAAGGCUCCCAAAGUUAACCCCAAAACCCACACGGAUGCUAUUCUUGCUCUUUCCUCGAAUCGUAACGCUCACAAUCUCCUGGCUUCCGGUUCGGCAGAUACUAGUAUCAAGCUUUGGAAUUUGUCAUCUUGUACUUGCGUCAAGUCCUUCACUUAUCACACGGACAAAGUUUCCUCUUUAUCCUGGCAUCCCAAAAUGCCCUCUGUUUUGCUUUCUGGUAGCUAUGAUAAGACAGCUAGAAUUGCUGAUUUGCGUGCUGACGCUCCUCCCUUAACGCUUACUAUUGACAGUGAUGUUGAAAAUGUGGCAUGGGACCCCCACAACGAAAAUAACUUCUUCGUCGGUUCUGACGCUGGUAUUUUGUACUAUUGCGAUGCUAGAGACAUGUCCAAGCCCGUUUGGCAGCUGCAAGCCCAUGACGGCCCUAUUUCUUGUCUGAGCGUCAACCCCAACGUUCCCUCUUUUGUUGCUACUGGUUCGACAGACCGAAUGGUCAAGUUGUGGAACACAUCUGAUCAUACCCCCAAGUUAAUAGUCUCUCGUGAUCUUGACGUUGGUCGUGUAUUUACUUGCUCCUUCGUACCUGAUGAAUCUAUUUCUUUCCAUUUGGCUGCCUCAGGAAGUAAGGGUCUUGUUCGUGUUUGGGAUACAGCAACAAAUUCUGGAGUUAGAAGAGCAUUUGAGAGUCGUAUUGGUAAAAAAUCCGUUGCUCCCAAGGAACGGGUUGUUCAAUUGGAAGACGCUGGUGCUAAUGAUGAGUCCGACGAGGAGGACGAGGAGGAUGAUGAAUAUGAAGAUAUUGAAGCGAACGAGGAUGAUGAUUCUGCUGAUGAGAUUCAAGAUCAGGAAAUGGCUUAAUUUUUCGCACAAAUCGUCAUAAUUUGGAAAUUUUUCCUUUCAUUAUAAAUUGGAUCUAUAUAGGUGUUGUGUAUCAAAAGUUUGGUUAGAUGUAUUUUAAUUAUGGACCCUGCAAUGAGGUUUGCAUGGUAAAACUGGGAAUUUUUGGUUAGAGUGAAUAAAAGAUUG
Schizosaccharomyces cryophilus OY26 is the source of this 1952-nucleotide messenger RNA. Its product is annotated as WD repeat protein. The record is from RefSeq and is a predicted model, not a curated record. Gene Ontology annotation, cellular component: nucleus. Gene Ontology annotation, biological process: rRNA processing. The transcript has a single exon. Bases 189 to 1784 code for a protein of 531 amino acids. Gene Ontology annotation, molecular function: protein binding. NCBI's taxonomy places the organism in Eukaryota, Fungi, Ascomycota, Schizosaccharomycetes, Schizosaccharomycetales, Schizosaccharomycetaceae.